Pneumocystis jirovecii RU7 is the source of this 1806-nucleotide messenger RNA. RefSeq lists its product as uncharacterized. Gene Ontology annotation, biological process: cristae formation. The record is from RefSeq and is a predicted model, not a curated record. Gene Ontology annotation, cellular component: MICOS complex. The transcript has 2 exons. The coding region runs from base 1 to 1806 and encodes 601 amino acids. NCBI's taxonomy places the organism in Eukaryota, Fungi, Ascomycota, Pneumocystomycetes, Pneumocystales, Pneumocystaceae.
AUGUUAAAGGUUUCUGGUAAUUUUAACAGAUCAUUUGGAAAGAUUUUGAGUAUUUCUAACCGAAAUUUUCUUUUUAAAUUCUAUGAAUGUCCUUUUUAUCGAAUUGUCCGGCGUUUUAAUGAAACUGGACGUAUUAAUAAUGAUAUUCAAAUCAAUGGACAAAAAAAACAUAUUGAAAAGAGUUGGAAGCCUAUGAGAUGGAUUAUUUUUGGAUCCUUUAGUGCAUUAAUAGCAUUAGUAGCAGGAACUAUUUGUGUUGAAGUAUAUGAAGAUAAAUGUUGGCUUGGCAAAAAAUUUUACGUAUGGUUUCCUUCUAUUGAAAAAUUGAUGUUGGAGAUUCGAGAUUAUGGAUUUUAUGAGAGGUACCCUGAUGCAAAAGAAGCAAUUGCACGACAAACAAAAAACGAUCGAGAGUCUAAUACAAUAGAUAUUAUUGAAGAAACGUUUAUUAAAGAACCAUUUAUGUCAUCAAAACAAAAGGAUAUCUCAGUUCCCUCUAUGCAAGAAAGUACAUCAAAAAGUGAAGUUUCUUCUGUUCAAAAAGAAUCUUCUACAAAUAAAACAUCAGAUAAGGAACCAAAAACUUCUCAAUCAAAACCUUGCACCGAUUCUAGUUGUUCUGCUAGUAAUAUAGAAGAAAAAACAUCUUCAAAAGAUAUUUUACCAAAAAAUUCAUCGGCACCAUCUUCAGUUUCAUCGUCUUUUAUAUCUUUGAACCAAGAAAUACAUCCAUCUGUUCGAUCAUUGGCUGAAUCUGUAAAUGCUAUAAUAACAGCAAUUAAUGAUUUAAAUGCAAAUGGACUUCUAAAAGAAUCCCUUAGUGCUUUAAAAAAUGAUAUUACUAUUUUAAAUGCAGCUCUACACCAAACAGAUACUCAAACAAAAACUACAAUAGAUCAAAAAUUAUCCGAACAGAAAUCAUAUUUUGAAGACCUUUUAAAGGCUCAAGAAACAAGUCUUCAAACACAAUUAGCAAAUCAGGAAACAUAUUGGAUGACAGUUUUAAAACAAGAAUAUGAGCGUCUCUCAGAAACUUAUCAUGAGCGUUUAUUGGGGGAAUUAAAAAAAUUGAAGGAGUUAAAUGAAAAAAAACUUAAGAACGAACUUAUUCAGCAAGCAAUUGAAUUGCAAAGACGAUGGAUACGUGAAAUGAAAGCUCGUGUUGAAGAACAACGUGGUAGACGAUUAGGACAACUAGAGCAUCUUUAUAAACAUGUAAAACAACUAGAAUUUAUGUUUUCACAAGCAAGAGUCUUCUCUGAAAGUGCUAUGCAUGUUCAACGGCUGCAAAUUGCAUCACAGGCAUUGCGAAGAAUUAUAGAAGAUCCACAACAAAAACCAUUUACAAAAGAGCUUUAUGUGUUGAAAGACUUAUCAGAAAAAGAUGAAUUCAUGCAAACAGUAAUUCAUACGAUUCAGAAAGAAACUCAUGAACAAGGAAUUAUGAGCAAAACUCAAUUAACUGAUCGAUUUCAUCAUUUAGCUAAUGAAAUCUAUAAAGUCAGCUUAUGUCCAGAUAAUACAGGCGUUCUAGGAUACAUGGUUAGUCGAGUAUUGAGUUUCUUUAUGUUCCGAAAAACGGGGAGAGCUGACGGUGACUAUGUUCACCAUAUUCUUGCACGUACUGAAAAUUAUCUCGAAAAAAAUAACUUGGAUGCAGCAACACGCGAACUAAAUCAGCUUAAAGGAGUCCCAAGAAAACUUGCUUCUGACUGGCUUAAACACGCUCGCCAGAAUCUCGAAGUCAUACAAGCUCUUAAUAUGAUUGAAACAUAUACACUUUUACAAUCUACUUUGUUUGUAUAA